This is a messenger RNA of Cyclocybe aegerita, 1032 nucleotides long. NCBI's taxonomy places the organism in Eukaryota, Fungi, Basidiomycota, Agaricomycetes, Agaricales, Hemipholiotaceae. The record is from the annotation of a GenBank genome assembly.
AUGGCCUCUCACAAAGCUCUCUACCUCGACUCCAAGUGUGGCAAGUUCGUCCUCGGCGAGAAUAAGACGCCAUCUCCAGGACAUGGAGACCUCUUCGUUCGCAUCGAGUCUGUCGGGCUCAAUCCGGUCGACUGGGUUAUCCAGAAGUACGGGCUCUUCAUUGAGAACUUCCCCGCGAUUAUUGGCACGGAUAUCGCUGGUGUCGUCGAGGCCGUUGGCGAAGGUGUAACUGGCUUCAAGAAGGGCGAUAGAGUGUUCUACCAAGGUUCUUGGUCCAACGAACGAGCCGGGUACCAGCAGUACAACAUCAUCACUGCAGAAACCGUCUCGAAGAUUCCUGCGCAUCUUUCCUUCGACGAUGUUGCUACGAUCCCGGUCUGCAUGACUGCAGCCUUCCUCGGAUACUUCAACGACAAGCCACACGGUGCUGCAUGGACUGCACCCCUCGAUUCUUCCACCCAAAACAAGUAUGCUGGAAAGCCUCUAGUCGUCAUCGGUGGAGGCACCACCGUCGGCCAGUUCGCUAUCCAAGUUGGCAAACUCGCUGGCUUCGGCCCAAUCAUUACCACGUCGUCACUGAAACACACCGAGUUCCUCAAGUCACUCGGUGCCACACAUGUCAUCGAUCGUAAUAUCCCUAUCACCUCACUCGGGGACGAAGUCAAGAAGAUCACGACGAAGCCACUCGAGAUCAUAUAUGACGCCGUCUCCCUGCCUGAUACACAGAAGGUUGCGCACGAUCUCCUCGUCCCGGGGGGUGACCUUGUUGUGGUCAUGAACCCUGAGGUCACCCCGACAGACGGGAAGUCCGUCAUGUUCGUCUUCGCUAUGGCCGUCUUGCCUCAUAACCGCAAGCUCUGCAUCGAGAUGUACGCGAGGCUUACCCAGUGGUUGGAAGAAGGCGUCAUUAAGCCUGCUCGUGUCGAAGUCCUUCCUGGAGGCUUGGCGGCUGUAACUGGCGGUCUGAGUCGACUGGAGAAUGGCCAGGUGUCGGGACGCAAGCUUAUUAUUCAUCCGCAAGAAACCGCUUAA